AUGUGUUCCGAAAUUGCGCCGCAACUCUCCUUCUCCAGGGAUCUCGCCGACGAAAAUGAAUCCCAAACGGCGGAGGAUCAGCAGCAGUGGAGGAGGGACGCUAACCUUCUCGGUCAUUAUUCCAACACCACCACCACCAUUACUCCCACUCCUCCCACCGCCGAUCAGCCGUUUGAGUUCAGCGUUUCCAGCAAUUCCGGCGACCAAUACUCUACUUCCUCCGCCGACGGAAUCAUCCUCCCCUUCCACCACCGUAACACCCGAUCAGCCGCCGAUUUCAACUGCUCUGCCGCCCACCACCGUGUGCAGAGUUUAGACCAUAUAAAGCUUCCCCCUUUACCUUCUCUGCCUACUCUGCCUCCUCUGCCAACGAAAUCAUCGACGGAAUCUGACUAUCAAUCGAGGGCGUCUUCCGAUCAUCAAAACCAGCUGCAAUCAUCACCAUCGACAAAAUCGUUCUGGGGAUUCAAGGGAAGCAGCAGCCUAAACUGCGACCUGAAGAAAACCCUGAUCUGCUCCCUGCCGCCGCCUCUCUCCCGGAGCAAUUCCACUGGCUCGGUCCCUCCCGUCCCCAAGAAAUCUCCCCACCAGAAACCCAAUUUCACACAAGCAACCGUCUUCAUCCCGGCUGAACAAGCAACCGUACGGAUCUUCAUCAUCUACUUUCUCUCACCAUUAUCCCAACGGCACAGCCAGAAUCAGCCCUGUUCUCAACGUCCCAAUCUCAAAAGGAACCGCUAA
Molecule: messenger RNA, 741 nt
Organism: Linum tenue
Lineage: Eukaryota; Viridiplantae; Streptophyta; Magnoliopsida; Malpighiales; Linaceae
Source: the annotation of a GenBank genome assembly